This is a messenger RNA of Lactuca virosa, 789 nucleotides long. Lineage: Eukaryota; Viridiplantae; Streptophyta; Magnoliopsida; Asterales; Asteraceae. The record is from the annotation of a GenBank genome assembly.
AUGUGUGAGCGGUAUACGGGUAGAACGAUUUAUGCCCGUAUACUCAUUGAGAUGUCGGCUAAAGAUCCUUUGGCAAAAGAAAUAAAAAUCAAAGCAUUCACGGCUAAAGGCGCUACCUAUACCUCCCUUAGAGUGGAGUAUUCUUGGAUCCUUAAAAGAUGCGACCAUUGCAAAAACUUUGGUCAUGACCACACCACUUGCCCCUCUCACACGACUAGCGCUCCCGUCCAAAAGACGUCCACGCCCAUUCCGAAAGAAGUUGACAAAGAAGGUUUUCAAACAGUUAUAAGGAAGUCUAGAGCAAUUCCUAUCCCUAAAAAGAAAGUUCAAGUCGACAACCGCAAAAGCAAAGGUCCCACCCUAAAGAUCUCUCAAGUCUUCAAGCCAAUCAUCGUGAUCCGAAGAAGAAAAAUAUAUCGACCAACAUGUUUGAUCCUCUUUCACACCAAAGAGUUGAGGAUUCUCAAGAAGAUUCUUGCAUCCCUCCUGUUAUUCAUUCCAGAGAUACUCACCCGACUUCUGACGCCUAGAAAGGAAGACAUUGUUCAUGGUGUUCUUAAUGGGCAUGGAGGUUCUGAAUCUAUUACCACCUCCGGUUCUUCAUCUGCUCUUUGUGUUAGCAACCAUAGUAACAAAGCUUUCUUCUUCUCUGAUGCUUAUGAGGUUGCUUUUGAAACUAAGGGACUUGGUGAUAAAGCUUCUUCAAAGACUGCUGCUAAAGAUGUCGAAGAUUUUGAGGAUGGUGAUGAAGCUAUCUCUCAUGAUCCAUCCUGUUUUCCUUUAAUGUGA